Messenger RNA from Oryzias latipes (Japanese medaka), 3177 nucleotides. RefSeq names its product ADP-ribosylation factor interacting protein 1 (arfaptin 1). The record is from RefSeq and is a predicted model, not a curated record. Gene Ontology annotation, cellular component: trans-Golgi network membrane. Lineage: Eukaryota; Metazoa; Chordata; Actinopteri; Beloniformes; Adrianichthyidae. Gene Ontology annotation, molecular function: phospholipid binding; protein domain specific binding. Gene Ontology annotation, biological process: regulation of Arp2/3 complex-mediated actin nucleation; intracellular protein transport.
AGUAGGGGGCACUUCCAUGCAGCGAAUGGUGAAUCCUGCCUCAGAUGACAUCCGAGGGCCCACCUAGAUAUUGGGACCGUUUUUCCGGGGUCCAGUCAGUACGUGGCGGUCUACUUGUUGCGCCUGAAGGGUCAUCAAGUACUAAAUGUGACCCAUUAAUGAGCGUUCUUGCUAAUAGCGGGCUUGUGUAUCUGCACGUAAAAGGUUGAAUUUGCCAGAGUGCUGAGGAUAUCAGCCUGGGAAAUAGUACUGCAACGGCUAGCAGCUCACAGCUAAAUAGUUAGCAGCAUCCGGAUACAGCAGGUAUGUCUGAAGUUAGUGUCGAGGCCGAGGACCCUCGGGUGGAUUUUGAGGAGGUUGAGAAAGAGGGCUUGAGUGAGGAUAACACACACGAUAGCGGUGGGGGAAAGGACAGAGCCGAUGAGAUGUAUGAGGUUGACAUCAACAGUGAUGGGGAAAAUGCAGGAGUGAGGGGUUCUGGGGGUCAGGAGGACAAGGAUGCUCAGAAUGACAAGGUAGCGUCUGGGGGUGUAGGGAGUGGAGAACUAGAAGCAAAAGGACACCGAGAAACACCAGAGGAAAAUGGAGAUUCUCACUCUGAUGUAAAGGGGAGAACAAUGGCUGAGGGGCUGCACAGAGGCUCAGCUGCUGAAAUCCCAGUCACCAGCAAUGGAGACCUGGACCAGAGCCCUGACACAGUAUUCCACAGGGACUCUUACUCCAGUAGGCCAGCACCUCCUCCCACCAGCUUUGCCUCACCAGUAGAGGGCAUUGUUGAGUCUGGAUCAUACAAAGGGUCAGCAAGCCUGCCUUCAUCUCCUGUGUCACCUGUUGCUCCCAGCUCGGCUGUUGCCAGCCGCCUGGCACGUUCCUCCAGCGAUAGUCAGGCAGAGGAAGGAACUCAACCAAAUAGUGGACCUGUCGUCCUCUCGGAUGAUCUGAAGAACCCAGCCAUGGAAAAACUGGACCUCGUGAGAAAGUGGAGCAUCAACACGUAUAAAUGUACCAGACAGAUCCUGUCAGAGAAGCUGGGUCGAGGCUCAAGGACCGUAGACUUGGAGUUGGAGGCCCAGAUCGAACUUCUGCGCGACAACAAGAGAAAGUACCAGAACGUGAUCAAGCUCACGCAGACCCUGGCCAAUCAGCUGUCCCAGAUUAUUCAGACACAGAGGCAGCUGGGAGACGCAUUCGCUGACCUCAGCCUGAAGUCACCAGAGCUCCACGAGGAGUUUGGCUACAACGCUGACACCCAAAAGCUUUUGUCCAAAAAUGGAGAGACACUGCUGGGCGCCAUGAACUUCUUCAUCUCCAGUGUGAACACACUUGUGGAUAAAACCAUCGAAGAUACGAUGAUUAACAUCAAACAGUAUGAAACGGCCAGGGUGGAGUAUGAUGCGUACCGCACUGAUUUGGAGGAGCUGAAUCUGGGGCCGCGAGACGCCAACACUAUGCCAAAGAUUGAGCAAUCCCAGCAGCAGUUCCAGAUCCACCGGGAGAAGUACGAGAGGAUGAGAGCAGACGUGUCUGUGAAGCUGAAGUUCCUGGAGGAGAACAAGGUGAAGGUAUUGCAUAAUCAGCUCAUCCUGUUCCACAAUGCCAUAGCUGCAUACUAUGCUGGAAACCAGCAGCAACUGGAAGAGACACUCAAACAGUUUCACAUCAAGUUAAAAAUGCCCGGAGGGGAAAGUCCGUCUUGGUUGGAAGAGCACUAAACACUUUUUCUGAAACAUUGGAGGCUCAGUUUGACAUGAAACACCUGGUUAGAACUACAGGAACCUGCUUCUUUUGUAUUGUUGACGUUUUUCAAGCCUUCAAAGUUGUAAAUGUUCUAACUAGAUGCACAAACUAAAUGGAAAAAAAAAACACCUCCAUAUAGAUCACUCCUAUUAAAACUUCUCUCAUUCUUGUCAUAGUUUUGAAUCAUAAGAAAUGCACUUUUAUACUGUUGGGUGUCUUUCCAAUGAGUGUUGCUGCAGUAAAGACUUUUUACAUUCUGAAUGGCCUUUUGUAUUCAAGCAUAUGAAUGUCUGCUGCAUCCAGGCUGCUGCAGAAUCAAAGUAAAAAUUACUUCCAAAUCAUGCAUGUGAAUGUUUUUGGGGGAUAUAUAUAUAUAUAUAUAUAUAUAUAUAUAUAUAUAUAUAUAUAUAUAUAUUUUUUUUAAGAUUAAGGGUCAAAGAUCCGUUUGGUUGUGUGGGUUUAUCCUGUGUUCUGCAGGCACCUGACUCAAAAAACCUGGAAAUGCAAGAAAUCAAAGAGAAGCAGGUUCAGUCCACCAGCUGCAAUAAAAAAAGAUAAUAAAAUUCUCCUUUGUUUAAUAAAUAAUCAAAGUUCACACAAAGAGUUGCUUUACAGAAUAAAGGUUGUGUGACUUUGCGCAUAGUCGGGUUUUCUUAUUUUUAUCUGUUGGUGGUGAGUUUAAAUUGACCUUGCAAUCCGACUUAAGCCAAUUUAAUUCUUGCAAAACCAAAACAUAUCAGUUCCCUCCUCUAUCAUUUGCUUGUGCAUCCUUUUGAUGCACAAAUGAAAUGAGUAAAAGAGCUCAUUAUGAAACAAAAAAAAGAUACACCAGCCUUAUGGGACUAAAUGUGCCUUAGUUUGUCUGGUUUUUUUUUCCUCCCUAGUGCUAAUUAUUGUUUUUUCGGGUGUAACUCUUGGUGCAACCAAAUUUUUGAAAUGCUAAAAAGAAGCUCAGAUAAUUGUUUUGAAGGCAAGAUUUUUAUUGCAAAAAUGCACAUGAAUGCAUUUAAGACCUUGAACAGCUUGUAAAAACCUGUACAUGUAACACUAUUAAACCAAAAGGAACACCUUUCUUAUCAGCAUGAUUUUAUGUUUCUGAGUUGCUAACAGUUUACAUCCUGGGACUGCGUGAAAGUGUGAUUUGUCAUUUUCUUUUGUUCUCUAUAGCGGUUUGAGAGCAAAUCUUGUACACCAUUCCGUUGCUUUCUUAAAAUAGAUGAAUUAUACAUAAAUAUAUAUUUGUACUCUAUUUUAUUCCUCGAUUGACAAGUUAAGCCACUUGGUUUUAUUUUCCUGAAGAUUUGCAGGAUAUAAUUCUGGCACUUGGAUGUACCAGUGGAUGUUUUGUAACCAAGAUUCAUUAACAAAUGUUUGACUUAAAAGACUUCUGAAUGUUAUUUAACCCUUUUUGAGGGCUGAAAUAAAUAUUCUCUUUCUGUU